Solenopsis invicta (red fire ant) is the source of this 2419-nucleotide messenger RNA. It is a transcript of the gene sob, whose product is annotated as protein sister of odd and bowel. The record is from RefSeq and is a predicted model, not a curated record. Gene Ontology annotation, cellular component: nucleus. The coding region runs from base 559 to 1908 and encodes 449 amino acids. Lineage: Eukaryota; Metazoa; Arthropoda; Insecta; Hymenoptera; Formicidae. The transcript has 2 exons. Gene Ontology annotation, biological process: regulation of transcription by RNA polymerase II; embryonic hindgut morphogenesis; embryo development. Gene Ontology annotation, molecular function: DNA-binding transcription factor activity, RNA polymerase II-specific; RNA polymerase II transcription regulatory region sequence-specific DNA binding.
GGGCCCGCAUCGUCGAAACGGCGCGGCGGCGACGGCGGCGGCGGCGGCGGCGGCGGCGGCGGCGGCCGGCGAUCGCGCGGGCCAGCUGUGGCACGGCUCUCUCUCCUGAAUCCGGGGCCCGUUCCCCGCGGACAGGCCCAUUUUGACUCGGAUACCUGCCACCAGGUGGCUCCACCAGCAGUACCCAGCAGCGGCAGGUAGGAGCAGUCUUCGGGGCGCCUUCGCACCGCCAGCAUCGUGUGUGUGUAUCCUCUUUCGCGUUUUCGCGUUCGCGCUCCGUUCCUGCAGGAACCAUCGUUUCGGGGACUGACAAUCGAUCAGCAGGAAUAUGUGAACGCGCGAUCGAGUUGGGUAACGUUGUGCGAAGGUGAAUCACAAAACGGGAGUCUAGCGGGGAGAUACCCGAGGAACGCGCCGGCAAGCAUCCACGUUGCAAUACCCAUCAGGAUCAAUCAGGACAAAUUAGGAAUUUCCGAUCGCCUUGCCAAUGAUACCGGCGAAACACGGGAGGUGCGCGUUCCAGAGGCUAAUCCGGGACGAUUCGAACGACGGUGGAGGAUGCAGCAACAGCAACAGCAGCAACAGCAGCAGGAGGAGGAACAGCAUCAACAGGAAUCGGAGCAGGAACAACGGACCCUCGUAAUGGUACCAUCCGCUUCGUCCUCGUCGGUCGCGGCAGACUCGCGCGAGGCCGACGUCACUGGUUCCACGACGAGUUCCGAAUUGCCCAAUCUGGCGUUCCAGAGUGUCGCCCUGCAGUUUCAGGGUGCCCUCCUCUCUGCGCUGCAGCGAGUGGCGCUCCUGCCUGGCGGACACGCCGCCGCUGCAGCCGCUUUAAAUCUGCAGGCGCUGAAGACGUACCUGACUCUUCAUCAUCUUCAUGCGAGCGGCACGACUUCCGGCGUCGCGACCGGACAGACCCCGGGCGCCACCGCGACCAUCAUCGGUAAUCAGAGGUGCCCGUCGUUGAACGCGAACGCCGACGUGGCUGCGUCGAGCCCGACGAAGAAUGACCACUUGACGGCCGAUCAGCUGCUUCGAUCGGCCGCUUCGGCGAUCAGCGAGGACGACGAGGCGCCGCUGGACUUCGUGACCGACACCGAGGAGGACCUGGCGCUUCUCGCGGAGGAAGAGGAAGUCCUGCUGAGCGAGACGUCCGGGACGAGCUCAUCCUCCGCGAACCACGAGCUCCUCCUGCGACGAAUAUCCGAAGGAAAUCGCGCGAGCAGCUCGUCGCUGACGACGGUCUCGCGAACGUCGACCUUGGCCGCUCCGGCAUCUUUCGCGUCAUCCACUUCCUCAAUUUGCUCCUCGGCCUCGUCCACCUCGUCGUCCUCCUCCUCGUCCGCGCAACACGCCACGAUCGUGGUGGACUCGAGUGUACCAAGGACUUGCCGUACGUCCAGACCCAAGAAACAGUUCAUUUGUAAGUUCUGCAGCCGACAGUUCACGAAGAGCUACAACCUGUUGAUCCACGAGAGGACGCAUACCGACGAACGACCGUACUCGUGCGACAUAUGUGGCAAGGCCUUCCGACGGCAGGAUCAUUUGAGAGACCACAGGUAUAUACACAGCAAGGAGAAACCGUUUAAAUGCGCCGAGUGCGGUAAAGGAUUUUGCCAGAGCAGGACACUGGCCGUCCACAAGAUUUUGCAUAUGGAAGAGUCGCCGCACAAAUGUCCCGUCUGUGCGAGGAGUUUUAAUCAGAGGAGCAACCUGAAGACUCACCUUCUCACGCACACGGAUAUUAAGCCUUAUCAUUGCGCCUCCUGCGGCAAAGUCUUCCGCAGGAAUUGUGAUCUGAGGAGGCACUCGUUGACGCAUAAUUUGGGAGUGCCGUCGUCGCCGCCGCCAUCGGGAAUACCCGUUUCCGGUACAAGCGCCAUUGUUCUUCAGGAGACAUCCUAAUGCAUGGAUAUCGGUUCUUUUCUCUUCGAUCACAAAAUCGGGACAAAAUCUUGCCUGUAUCGGACGUACCUUCCCCCAGCAACGCGGAUCGACGUUCAUUUAUUAUAACGCCACAGUGAUCUUGACUCCGACGUGCGAUCGAUUCCGACGGUCGAUUCGAUCGUUUCACAUUCGAGCCAUGGUCCACCGGCAUGGCCAGGAUUUCGAUCUCCUGCGCGUAUUCGAGCAUCUCCGACUCACAUCGUAUCUAUUAUCUGCCUGCACUAUCUAUCAUCGUUAACGUUUAGAGCGUAAUCAUUGUUAUGUACAUCACGAUAAGGAUAUACGGAUUCGUGCAUGUUUAGAUCUGUAAUUCUAUGUAUGCGAUGCGCAGUGGGUACCUUCUCUUUCUGUCUUGAAUAACGUAUAGUCGUCUCCAUUUUCAAAAUGCGAUGUACCUACUGUACGUGUCCGUUGUGUUCUAUCGUUCACGUGUGUAAAAUAAACAUUUAUUAUUAUUUUUUAACCCACA